AUGGAUCCUAUCUCCCCAGCAAGUGAUACGACCAAAAGCCACACCAAUUCCGAAGAUUCUGUCUCUGAAGAAGGCCAUGGAACUCCUCCCCCAACCGACACUGUACUAGCCAAGAACUUCCAAAGUGUUCCCCCCCUGUCUGCUCCAUCAGUUCGCCCCCCUUCCUUCCAAGAGUUUGCUCUCAAAGCCAAUGAACCAAGCUCGUCUGCCCCACUGAUCCCUGCUGAGCCCAUACUCGACACUGAAAUCCAACAAAUCACUGCCGAAGAAUUUAAUCGAAACAUGAUGGCGGCCGAGCAAGCUACACGUGGCCUCCGCAACCUCAAACUUCCCAGGAGCCUGAAGGAGCAAGUUGAAUCACUUGAGAAGUCUCUUGUUCGUACCAAGAGAACUUGGGAAGAAACUGGCGAAAUUCCUGAUGAUGAAGCAAUCAAGAUCCACCAAGGCGCGACAGCAGCCCCUUCUUCAUCAACACCCAAUUUCAAAAAAAACCCUCCACGCAAAAGAGGUAAACGCAAUCCGGCCACCAAACCAGCUGACUUACUCAAUCAGCACCCAAAUCCACCGCCGAAUCCUCCCGCUGAGACUACACCCAAUCAAACUACAGCUCAAUCGGUGCCCAACUCCCAAACAGCCCCAACUUUGCCCACCCCUGUCUCAAACCAAGCAAACCCUCCGUCGGACACAGCUGAGAAAAACAAUCGACCCAGCACUCCCUCGGACAACCUUGGAGCAGACUCCGCCACAAACUCAACUCAUCAUCAACCGUCAAUGCCACCACCCAAUUUACCAUCUGGGCAUGUCCAAAACCAAGCCAAAGAUCCAACCCCCAUCUCCAGCUCUCAAGUUACUACUCAACAACAGCAAACCCAGAUCCCCAACCCCCCGCCGGGCCCUACAACCUCUCUUCCAUCCGGCAACUCUCAACAGCCCUCUGCUUCCGAAAACCCACCCAACAGUCAAGCCAAUUCAAGCCAGCCACAACCAACUCCCACCGAGUCUCCUCAGCUUCCCAACCCGCCCCAAGAUCAACUAUCCACCCCUCGUACAACACUAAUAUUACCAGAUCAAGUCAACUGA
This is a messenger RNA of Puccinia graminis f. sp. tritici CRL 75-36-700-3, 1080 nucleotides long. RefSeq lists its product as uncharacterized. Lineage: Eukaryota; Fungi; Basidiomycota; Pucciniomycetes; Pucciniales; Pucciniaceae. Bases 1 to 1080 code for a protein of 359 amino acids. The transcript has 3 exons. The record is from RefSeq and is a predicted model, not a curated record.